Zychaea mexicana is the source of this 1314-nucleotide messenger RNA. Its product is annotated as HAD-like domain-containing protein. The transcript has 7 exons. Gene Ontology annotation, cellular component: nucleus. Gene Ontology annotation, molecular function: RNA polymerase II CTD heptapeptide repeat phosphatase activity. The annotation marks the transcript as partial. Lineage: Eukaryota; Fungi; Mucoromycota; Mucoromycetes; Mucorales; Lichtheimiaceae. The record is from RefSeq and is a predicted model, not a curated record.
CGGUUGGAGCAAGAAAAUGCAGAGCGGUUACUCCAUGAUCGGAAAUUAUCGCUUAUCCUUGACUUGGACCAGACCGUAGUCCACGCUACAUGGGAUCCUACAGUUGGCGAUUGGAUGAAAGACGAGAACAACACCAAUCAUCCGGCGACCAAAGAUAUCCGCAAAUUCACGUUACCGGGCAGUAGCCUCAUGUACUAUAUCAAAUUGCGACCCGGGUUGUCAGAAUUUCUACGACAAGUGUCAGGACUGUACGAAUUACACAUCUACACCAUGGGAACUCGGCAUUAUGCAGAAGCCGUGGCACGCGAGAUCGAUCCGGAGGACAAGCUGUUUCGCGGCCGUAUAUUGUCUCGCGACGAGAGUGGCAGUGUCACACAGAAAAAAAUCCAGCGACUUUUCCCUUGCGACACGUCAAUGGUUGUUGUCUUGGACGAUCGAUCUGAUGUAUGGAGUUUUUCGCCCAAUUUGAUCAAGAUCAAGCCAUAUGAAUUCUUUGUGGGCAUUGGCGACAUCAAUUCACCAUUCGCACCGAAACAGAUACUUGCAGAGCAAGAAAAGAUUCAAGAAGCAAUGGCAAAAGAGCAGCAACAACAACGACCGUUAGCACAAAAGCAAAAUGAACUCGCACCUGGUCAGGAUCGACCGCUGCUUGUAGAUGAUGAUAAGGAGCUCUAUACCAUGUCCACGAUAUUGACCGAAGUACACGAACGGUUCUAUAAGGGACUGGAUGUAUAUGACAAGCAUAAGAAAGAUGAUGAGAAUGGUGCGAAAUCGUCUGUGGGAAAGCCGGAUGUAAAAGAUCUGAUUCCCGAGAUGAAGAGGAAGAUUUUGGAUGGUGUUCACAUUGUGUUUUCAGGUUUGAUACCCCAACAGCAAGUGCUUUCCGAUUCGAUGUAUUGGAGACUCGCUGAAUCGUUUGGGGCUGUGUGUCUCCCUGAUUUGACUGGGAAUGUUACACAUGUCAUUGCUGCCAAGGCUGGAACAGACAAGGUGAAUCGAGCACGACGGGCAAACAAAAUCUUUAUAGUCACUGUAGACUGGCUACUGGAUAGUACAGCACGUUGGGAUAAACAAGACGAAAAACGAUAUAUACUGCCGUCGCUUAAUCCAUCUGCAAGCGUUGGAUCAGAUGCAGGCGAGGUGGAGGUCGAGAACCCCGAAUCGACUCCUUUUGAUGAUGGUGCGUUCGAUCCUGACGAACAUAGCCUAGGAGAAGAUGUUGAUUGGGAUGACAUGGAUAGAGAAGUGGACGAUGCACUCAACGAGAGUGGGACGGAUUUCGGGGACACUGACUCGGAAGCACUUGACAGGUAA